Lasiodiplodia theobromae is the source of this 915-nucleotide messenger RNA. RefSeq lists its product as uncharacterized. The record is from RefSeq and is a predicted model, not a curated record. The transcript has 2 exons. Bases 1 to 915 code for a protein of 304 amino acids. NCBI's taxonomy places the organism in Eukaryota, Fungi, Ascomycota, Dothideomycetes, Botryosphaeriales, Botryosphaeriaceae.
AUGGUCGCAUCCGCCUCCCGCCGCUACCGGCGCGCCCGCGCGCGCGAAGCACAACUCGCCACGCAGAGCGCCGCCGGCCAGCACAACGCGACGCAGUCCCGCAUGCACGCGCUGCCGACCGAAAUCAGCCAACACAUCCUCCGCUACACGCUGACGGACGACCAAAUCACGCACGACCCGACCAACGCGCUGCCGCUGAUCAAGCAGUACCACGUGCUGCGCCGCGUGUGCUGGAAGUGGAACCGCGAGAUGCCGUGGGUGCUGCAGGAGUGGCGCAAGCAGCGCGCGUGCGUCGUCAGCAGGGUCGAGCACCGCGUCGGGUAUCCGCGCAUCGGCCUGCUGGGACCGCCGGAGAGGGAGAGGAGGUGGAUACAGAUGCGGAGUGAGGUGAGGGGGAAGAAGAAGAAGAAGGGGGGCAAGGGCGGCGGAUUGAACGCGGAGGCGCAGGCGAGCCCGGAGAGGCUGAUGAAUGGAGCGGGGUAUCAGGAGAGGGUUGAGGAGAAGCUGGCAAAGUUUAAGAUGAGGAGGAAGAGGAAGCAUCGGAAGUAUAUGAUCAAGAGGGCUAAGUGGGAUGCGGCGGAGCGGAAGGAGUGGGAGGAGGAGUGCAGGAAGAAGGAGGAGGAGCGGAUCAAGUGGGAGGAAGAGCACAAGGAGGAGAUUAUGGAGCAGCAGAGACAACGGAUGGAGAAGCGUUACAGGGAGAGGGCCAAGAAGAACUGGAAACGGGCCAUGACCGACACUGUCCGGACGGCUGAGGAGAGAGGCGUCGAGUUGGCCAAUGGAGAGGAGCCGAUGUCCGAUAUCGAUUGGCCAGAUUCAGAUUCAGAGCUGGGCCAGAGCUGGAUUGAGCACGAUGAGGAGUAUCUUGGACCCCAGGAUGGGCAUCACGACCAGGAGAUGGAGGAUACCAGUUAG